UUCAGGCGCGCUGUUGUCUACCUUUUAUUGCUUCGUUAAAAAGAAGUGUUUGAAGAGAGAUGUCUGGGCGCGGGAAAACUGGCGGGAAGGCGCGUGCGAAGUCCAAGUCUCGAUCUUCAAGGGCCGGGCUGCAGUUCCCCGUGGGCCGAGUGCAUCGGCUCCUGCGGAAAGGCAGUUAUGCUGAGCGCAUCGGCGCCGGAGCGCCGGUGUACUUGGCUGCCGUGCUGGAGUAUUUAACAGCCGAGAUCUUAGAGCUGGCAGGCAACGCGGCCCGGGACAAUAAGAAGAGCCGCAUCAUUCCUCGCCACUUGCAGCUAGCCGUGCGCAACGACGAGGAGCUGAACAAGUUGCUGGGCGGCGUGACGAUCGCGCAGGGCGGAGUGUUGCCCAACAUCCAUGCCGUCCUGCUGCCCAAGAAGACCGAAGUGCUGCACAGUGGCGCGGGCGCGAGCAAGCAGGGAGGCAGCGGGACGAGCAAGGCCACCAAGUCUUCGAAGAUGAUAAUGAAGUCAUCUGCCGCCCCCGUGGCCGUUCAGUGAAGCAAGAAUUAGGCCAGCCCCUCCCGUCCUGGGGCAAAUUCUACCAAGACCCAAAGGCUCUUUUCAGAGCCAC
Heteronotia binoei (common prickly gecko) is the source of this 612-nucleotide messenger RNA. RefSeq names its product histone H2A-like. The transcript has a single exon. The coding region runs from base 60 to 539 and encodes 159 amino acids. Lineage: Eukaryota; Metazoa; Chordata; Lepidosauria; Squamata; Gekkonidae. Gene Ontology annotation, cellular component: nucleosome. The record is from RefSeq and is a predicted model, not a curated record. Gene Ontology annotation, molecular function: DNA binding; structural constituent of chromatin; protein heterodimerization activity.